AUGGCUCUCCAUCAUCUAAGAGUUUUUAUAUGUACCAUAGCUACACUCCUAUUGCUACUGAGCGUGAGCAUAAUUGCUAGUGCAUCAUCAUCAAGGUUGAACUCGGAUCCGAUAUUGAAAGUUUGUAAAUCUGAAAUUCCCAAUCAAAUUACGAGUAUGAUUGAAAACUUUCCGGCUACUUUUGCAAUUCGGGUGGUAAUGAAUCAAAGCAUGGAAUUAUUUAGCUACAAUUCUGAUCCGUUUUUUCAGCCAGCUUCCAAUAACAAAUUAUUGACCACUAUUGCAGCUCUGAAUCAAUUAGGAAGCAAAUUUAGAUUUCAGACCAACUUUUAUUAUGACUACAAACAAAAGAGUGUGGUGGUACGGCCAAUGGGAGACCCCACUCUCACCUUUGAAAAAUUACAGUUUGGCUUGAAGAGCGUAUUUCUGCAAUUGAAUUCGGAAAGUGUAGAGCAAGUCAUUGUGGAUAAUAGCUUUUUUAAUCCAAUUCCAUUUACCAAUGAGGGAGACGAUAAUUUUCCUUCAAGUUGGGAAUGGGGAAAUAUGCAAUACACAUUUAGUGCUCUACCAAGCUCGUGCUCUUUGGAACAUAAUAUUAUUAACUUUAAUGUGAAAGCUGGUACAAAGGUCGGAGAUUAUUUGAUUGCCACUAUUGACGAUAAGACUUUUGAAUUUGCAACUCCAAUGAUUCAAUUUGAUACUACGUACACGAGAACCAUGAACUGUAGCGGUGGAAAUAGUAAUAAUAAGCAACAAGAGACUGUGAAUGCAUUUUACAGGCCUUUGGAUAGAAAAGUGAUUGUGCGAGGCCAACUUUGUACGUCGAGCAUUUCACCACAAAGUUUGACCAUCUUGGACCCUGUCGAAUUUUUCAUGCAAGCUGUGCAAUUUAUAACGAACAAACCUGUGACUCUGAUGUAUCUCAGUGAUGAACAGCGUUCCAACAUGUUUGCAUUCACCAAAGACACCAUCUAUUCGGAUAAUAUUUUACACAUCAUGAACACAACGCUUCAAGAGAGUGACAAUACGUAUGCUGAACUCUUUUUGAGACAAAUUGGAGCACUCAUUAAGCCCAGUGACAACACCUUGAUUCCAUUUCCAUCCAUCACACAACGAGGCAUUCAAAUGGUUAAGAAUAUUCUUACCAACACACCAUACAAUCUCUCACCCAAUACAUUUUUCCAAGACGAUGGAAGUGGUCUCUCUCGUCAUAAUCUCGUUUCUGCGAGAAGUUUAGUGGAUGCACUUAUUGGUGUCUAUUAUAAGGGAGCGGGUGGUGUAGGUGGAGAGGUUUACAAGUCGUUACUUCCUCUAGGUGGUGUUUCUGGGACAUUGAAAAAUCGUUUCAAAAACUUUCCAGGACUUGUUUCUGCAAAAACUGGAUCAUUGGACGGUGUGAGCUCAUUGAGUGGCUACAUUCGAAAUGAGAGAUUUAGAGAUCCCAUUAUUUUCUCAAUUAUUGUGAAUCAAUGUCCAUUGAGUGCCUCACAAAUGCAUCAAGUGAUUGACUCGAUUGUGAUACUGUAUGCAUUUAUGAAUCCAGAUUGUUAG
Naegleria lovaniensis is the source of this 1551-nucleotide messenger RNA. RefSeq lists its product as uncharacterized. Lineage: Eukaryota; Heterolobosea; Eutetramitea; Acrasida; Naegleriidae. Bases 1 to 1551 code for a protein of 516 amino acids. Gene Ontology annotation, molecular function: serine-type carboxypeptidase activity. The transcript has a single exon. Gene Ontology annotation, biological process: proteolysis; peptidoglycan metabolic process. The record is from RefSeq and is a predicted model, not a curated record.